Brassica oleracea var. oleracea is the source of this 312-nucleotide messenger RNA. RefSeq lists its product as uncharacterized. The transcript has a single exon. NCBI's taxonomy places the organism in Eukaryota, Viridiplantae, Streptophyta, Magnoliopsida, Brassicales, Brassicaceae. The record is from RefSeq and is a predicted model, not a curated record. Bases 1 to 312 code for a protein of 103 amino acids.
AUGGCGCGCGUUCACCUAGCUCUCUUCCUCCUCCUCUUUGUCGCUGUGGUUGUCUCAGCUGUUGAUAAACCCUCGACGAUCACCUCUGGAGCCCCCACAACAGCUCCGACCAAUGUAGCUAAAGCUCCAGGAGGUAAUGACAACAAGGAUGCAGCUGCUACUCCCGGAGCAGUUGCUGGAUCUAUGGGAAGCGAUUCUUCGAACGCAAACUAUCCGCCACCUCAACCACCUUCCGAAAACGACGCUACCGUCACGGUUGAAUUUGCUUAUUUUGUAGCUGCUGCCAUGGUUGGAUCGUUCUUCUUUUUAUGA